AUGAAGACACCUGCCGUGACGGAGGUGGAAAUUAUCUAUGACCGCGAGAGCGAGUCGCCCCUUCCUAAGAGUGUGAUUGAUUUGACGUUUACAAAGGAUGGGAAGAGGGAUCGGAAGGGCUCCGAGGUUCCGGUAUUAGGGGAUGGGCUUGAUCUUGAGGAUCCUAUGGUAUCGCAUUAUGCUGAUACUGGGGUCCAACUUGGCCAGGAUGAGAAGGCAGCCAUAGACCCUUCGAAUAUUUUGAAUGGAGCAGAUAGGUUGCGACAUAAACCUUUUACGUCGGAGAGGUGCGAGGAUGAAGGCCGGAAUGAGGAUGAUUUACCAAGUGAUAUUGGGGAUGGUGUCUCUGGGGGUUCUGCAUUACAGUUGAUCGAUGGUACAUGA
This is a messenger RNA of Penicillium cataractarum, 384 nucleotides long. RefSeq lists its product as uncharacterized. The transcript is spliced from 2 exons. Bases 1 to 384 code for a protein of 127 amino acids. The record is from RefSeq and is a predicted model, not a curated record. Lineage: Eukaryota; Fungi; Ascomycota; Eurotiomycetes; Eurotiales; Aspergillaceae.